Molecule: messenger RNA, 501 nt
Organism: Penicillium odoratum
Lineage: Eukaryota; Fungi; Ascomycota; Eurotiomycetes; Eurotiales; Aspergillaceae
Product: Alb1 domain-containing protein
Exons: 3
Coding region: 1-501 (166 amino acids)
Biological process (GO): ribosomal large subunit export from nucleus
Cellular component (GO): preribosome, large subunit precursor; nucleolus
Source: RefSeq, a predicted model, not a curated record
AUGGCCAAAAGUAAACCCAGAGUAUCCAACACUCGUGCCGCGCGGCGAGCCGCUUCGCCCGUAGAUCGGUCUUUGGAGUCUGCUCCUCGAGCUGAAUCACCAUCUGCUGAGCGUCCUUCCGUGUUGUCCGAGCGUCGCAGUUCUGGUAUUCAGAAGAAACAAGCACAGAAGAAGAUGUCAAGAGCGCAGCGUUUGAGACAGCAAAAGGGUAUGGAUCGCGCGGAAGCGGUCUUGGACCAGUUGGAAAUUAAGAAAUCCAAGAGCAUCACCCGUGGAAAGACUGUCAAAGCACGAAGCGCUGAAUGGGAAGAAUUGAACAAGAAAGCGUUAGCCUUUGCUGCUCUCCAGCAGGCCAACGAUGAAGAUGACGACGAUGACGAUAAUGAUUCCAUGACCGAAGAUACUGCGCCCGUGCAAGCCAAACCAAACCCAUUCGCUGCUCAUUCGAUCGAUGUGGUGGCUGAUCCUGAGACCGUUGAUGAAGAUGAUCAGAUCACCUGA